AUGGCUGCAGAAGAGAAGUGGAAAGGUUGGGCUUCGAAACAGCCUGGCGGGGCUGAACAGGCAGGCGACAAAGAACCGUGUGUGCUUCUGGGCCAGCAGCUGGGUGAACCGGGAAGAUUUGCUUAUGCGGCACUUUGUGGGACAUCCCUAGCAUGGCUGUUCCCUGAAAAAGAGCAAAGCUCCUUCAGGACAGAAUUCAUUGAGGGCUUUGUGAAAUGGCUGGACUUGCCCGAAGCUGUCUUACCUGCCAUGACAGCAUUUGCUAGCGGCUUAGGAGGUGAGGGCACAGAAACUUUUGCCCAGAUUUUGUUGAAGGAUCCCAUCUUGAAAGAAAAUCCAGUUGUCAUUACCCAAGAUCUUCUAUCCUUCUCUCUUAGAGAUGGGUACUACGAUGCUCGAGCCAGGGUGUUGAUCUGCCACAUCAACUGGCUGCUGAGAAUCCCCUUGGAGGAGCUGGACGUCCUGGAGGAAUCUCUGCUUGAGAGCCUGAAGGAACAAAAGGAGGAAGAGUCAGAAACUGCAGAAGUAUCAAGAAAAAAGAAGGAAAGGCGACAAAAGCUGAAGAGAUACCUGCUGAUCGGUUUGGCAACCGUUGGGGGAGGAACAGUGAUUGGCUUGACAGGGGGUCUUGCUGCCCCUCUGGUUGCUGCGGGAGCUGCUACUAUCAUUGGAAGUGCUGGAGCAGCUGCUUUAGGUUCGACUGCUGGAAUUGCUGUCAUGGCAUCGCUUUUCGGAGCAGCUGGAGCUGGCCUUACUGGAUACAAGAUGAAGAGGCGUGUGGGAGCCAUAGAAGAGUUUGAAUUCCUUCCACUUACUGAAGGAAAGCAGCUUCAUAUCACCAUAGCAAUUACUGGAUGGCUGUGCACUGGCAAAUAUGGGAGCUUCACAGCACCAUGGAGCAGCAUGUUGCAAUCCAGUGAGCAGUAUUGUCUGGCCUGGGAAUCCAAGUACUUGAUGGAGCUUGGCAAUGCCUUGGAUUCCAUGCUGAAUGGUUUUGUGAACAUGAUGGCUCAAGAAGCCCUAAAAUUCACUGUCUUGUCAGGUAUUGUGACGGCCUUGACUUGGCCAACUUCGCUUUUAACUGUUGCCAAUGUCAUUGACAACCCCUGGGGAGUGUGUCUCCAUCGGUCUGUUGAAGUAGGCAAACACCUAGCCCGUAUCCUGCUCAGUCGACAGCAGGGCAAGCGACCUGUCACACUGAUUGGCUUCAGUCUGGGUGCAAGAGUCAUUUACUUCUGCCUGCAGGAAAUGGCUCGAGAAAAAGACUCGCAAGGGAUCAUAGAAGAUGUGGUCUUACUGGGAGCUCCAGUGGAAGGAGAAGCCAAGUACUGGAAAGCUAUCACAAAAGUGGUGUCGGGCAGGAUCAUAAACGGUUAUUGCAGGGGCGACUGGCUGCUGGGGUUUGUAUACAGAACCUCUUCUGUCCAGAUCAACGUUGCAGGCCUCCAGCCAGUCGACUUGGAUGACAGGAGGAUGGUAAACAUGGACCUUUCGUCUGUA
This is a messenger RNA of Fulmarus glacialis (Northern fulmar), 1500 nucleotides long. RefSeq names its product transmembrane and coiled-coil domains 4 (gene TMCO4). The transcript has 12 exons. The record is from RefSeq and is a predicted model, not a curated record. Lineage: Eukaryota; Metazoa; Chordata; Aves; Procellariiformes; Procellariidae. The annotation marks the transcript as partial.